Messenger RNA from Rubroshorea leprosula, 668 nucleotides. Lineage: Eukaryota; Viridiplantae; Streptophyta; Magnoliopsida; Malvales; Dipterocarpaceae. The record is from the annotation of a GenBank genome assembly.
GCAGAACUUCUGUCUCAGCUAGUCUUAUUGAAGAAAAUGUUAAAUAAAAGUUUAGCUUGUUAGCAAUUCUAUUUCAGUGGGAGCUUCUGAUAUAUUCCUUGUCUCCUUACUCUCUAAUAUCUAGGAGGAAAUGGGGAAUGCAAUGAAAACAGAAUGAGUGGAGCUGGAAUUCAGUAUAUUUCAGUGUUCAUCACAGCUGCUUGCUUCUCAUACCACCACCAGAAAAACAUUUUCGAGAAUGCAUGUAGCAGUUUCAUUUUGAUUCAUGUCUUGAAACAGAUGCAACAAGAUUACAUGCUUCACUUUCCAAAAUGCGAGGAGGAGUUGGAGAUAGAGAAUGUGAAGAAAAAAAAAAAAUAGAAAAAACCAAAAGAAAAGUGCCCCUGUUCUUUGUCUUGGAAAAGCUAUGGCGGAAAUUCACUGAGGCUCAUAGAGUGUCUUCAAGAAUAUGUGUUUCAUUAUCCGAACCCGUAUCUAUUUCAUUCUCAUUUGUUCUCAAUUUUCUUUUUGUAUAACUUGUUCUCUCUCUUUCUUUGUGCUGUUAUUAGAUUGUUUGAAGAUGAUUUUGUAACAAUAAAUUGAUAUGGUGGAGCUAUUUUUUAUGGACCAGAGGUCCCGUGGUUUUUACUCUUCUAUUCGAAGAGGUUUUCCACGUAAAAAUUGUGCGA